AUGUUCAAAGGUUGUCGACGCGAGGACUCAGCUCCUCACAUCUACUCCGUGGCUCAGUCGGCCUACCGCAACCUGCUCACCACGCGGCAGGAUCAGUCCAUCGUGCUGCUGGGCAAGUCUGGCAGCGGCAAGACCACCAACUGCCAGCACUUGGUCCAGUACUUGGUCUCCAUCGCUGGGAGCACGGGCAAAAUCUUCUCAGCUGAGAAAUGGCAGGCCGUCUACACCAUCCUGGAGGCUUUUGGCAACAGCUCCACGUCUAUGAACACCAACGCCAGCCGCUUCUCCCACGUAGUGUCCCUCGACUUUGACCAGGCCGGGCAGGUGGCCUCCGCCUCCAUCCAGACGAUGCUGCUGGAGAAACUGAGGGUGAGCCGACGACCUGAGGCAGAGUCCACUUUUAACGUCUUUUACUACAUGAUGGCCGGAGCCGACAACAGCCUGAGAACGGAGCUGCACUUUAACCACUUGGCUGAGAAUAGUGCUUUUGGGAUCCUACCACAGUCGAAGCCUGAGGACAAGCAGCGAGCCUCGCAGCAGUUCACCAAGCUGCAGGCAGCCAUGAAGGUGCUGGGCAUCUCUGGUGAAGAGCAGAAGGCCCUCUGGCUCAUCCUGGGGGCCGUUUACCACUUGGGGGCCGCAGGAGCCACUAAAGCGGGACGUAGGCAGUUUGCCCGCCAUGAAUGGGCCCAGAAGGCGGCCUACCUGCUGGGCUGUACCUUGGAGGAGCUGUCCUCCUCUAUCUUUAAGCACCAUGCCAAAGGACUGCAGCACUCCACCUCAUUCAGAGGAGGGUCGGACGAGGCCAGCCAGGGUGACAGCUCAGGCUCUAAGGUCACAGCUCUGGAGUGUUUGGAGGCCAUGGCAUCCGGACUCUACUCUGAGGUCUUCACUCUUGUCAUCUCCCUCAUUAACAGGUUAGACAUCCUGAUAUGUUACUUUAUUAUUGUGAUUUUAUUGGGAGUUGUUUUUCUGAAGCAUUCACAGUGUAGUUUCUACAGGUCAUGCCUACUUUCUUCCCACUAUGUGUUUGUUUUUCUUUUCCUCACUUUCAUUUUAUAUCCCUUACUUUCAUUUCAUAUCCCUUACUUCAACCAUCUUCUUUCUCUCUUACCUUGCUUUCUCCUCAUUCUUUCUUGCUCAACUUUGUGUAGAGUUCUAAUCCAACUUUCUACAGUGUACUUCAACUCCAACUGUCCCGUUUCCCUCUUUCAACUCCUUUAAGGGACGUUCAGAUUC
Messenger RNA from Morone saxatilis (striped sea-bass), 1239 nucleotides. RefSeq names its product unconventional myosin-XVIIIa-like. Gene Ontology annotation, molecular function: cytoskeletal motor activity; ATP binding. The transcript is spliced from 7 exons. Lineage: Eukaryota; Metazoa; Chordata; Actinopteri; Moronidae. Gene Ontology annotation, cellular component: myosin complex. The record is from RefSeq and is a predicted model, not a curated record. Bases 1 to 1224 code for a protein of 407 amino acids.